Carassius carassius (crucian carp) is the source of this 1832-nucleotide messenger RNA. RefSeq names its product pre-mRNA 3'-end-processing factor FIP1-like. The coding region runs from base 222 to 1754 and encodes 510 amino acids. NCBI's taxonomy places the organism in Eukaryota, Metazoa, Chordata, Actinopteri, Cypriniformes, Cyprinidae. The record is from RefSeq and is a predicted model, not a curated record. The transcript has 16 exons. Gene Ontology annotation, molecular function: RNA binding. Gene Ontology annotation, cellular component: mRNA cleavage and polyadenylation specificity factor complex.
AACUUCCUGCGUCUCCCGCACACGUGCGCGUGCAGUGAGAUGUGUCUCUUUGGUAACGCGCACCUGCUACACCAACACGCGGCGUGUCACUGUGACAGCUGUGACGGUAGACCCUAAAACUAUUAUCACACUACGCAGUUACAUUGUCGAACUCGGCGAAUCAUUGGGUUAAACUGAGAUCUCAAAUCUCAAAGCAAAAGCGCAAAACCCCGGAGGAGAUCAUGUCCACAAGAGAGGUGACAGAGAAAACAGCUGAUGAGAGCGCUGAUGACGAGACAGACUGGCUCUAUGGAGAUGACAAUUUUGAAGAAGAAGAGACAACAGAAAAGGAAGUUUUCAGUGCUCUGAUUGGUGAUGUUGAUGGAGUGAGUGGACUCAAUUACAAGGAAAGUGAAUCAGACAGUGAUGAUGAUGUCUGUGUGACCAUCGGUGACAUUAAAACAGGCGGAUCUCAGGGCUCGUCAUUUGGUUCUAGUUCCGUUAGUCUGAACAUAAAGACCUCUGUUUCAGGCUCCAAGUCCAGAGGGCUGGAUCUGGAUGCUGAAGGCAAUGUCCUGAAGGUGGAUGUGGAGUCCUUUGAGGAGAAGCCAUGGAGGAAGCCAGGUGCAGAGCUGUCUGACUACUUUAACUAUGGUUUUAAUGAGGACACCUGGAAGGCUUACUGUGACAAACAGAGACGACUACGCAUGAGCCUAGAGAUCCUGAGCCUGGUGUCAUUAAGCAAAAUAAUGGUUCAUCAGAGUUCUAGUAAUGAUCUGUCAGAACACUCAACCAGGAAGUCGAGUGGUGGGAUCAAUGUUAUCGGAGGACAAGCAGGGACCAUCAGUCGAGUGGAAGGAAGAAGACGUCACAGUGCUGAUGAAAAUAACAUCCAGGUUGUGUCCGAGCAAUCCUCGGACACAGAGCUAUCUUCCCCAAAGCUGUUGCCCUUCUUUCCUCCCAAUAUCCCACCUCCACCUUUUCCUCCUCCCUCCAUCAGCACCACUCUUCCCCUCAUACCACCACCUGGUUUCCCAUUACCUCCCGGGGCCCCUCCACCUAUGAUACCACCAUUAGAUAGGUUGGGGUCAUAUAGAAACUGGAGAGAGAGACAGAGGAGAUGUAGCAGAAAGACGAAGCAAGAACAUAGCAGGUCACUAUACAGGCAAAAGAAGGAGAAAAAGAAAGACAGAGAAAGAAAGGGAGAGAGAAAGAGCAGUGGACGUUUGGGAGGCUAUGAUCGACGCUCAGCUACACCUUACCCCUUCCCUGCAGGUGUGUAUACACCUGCAGUGGGCGUGGCUUCAUGGUCAGGUGUGAUAGACAGCAGCAAGGCAUGGGAAAACUACACCCGUCAUAACAAAGAAAGGGUUAGAGAGAAAGCCAGAGAAAGAGGACACACAAAAGACCAAGAGCAGGAGAGAGAGCGUUAUAGAGAAACCGAUCGAGAACACAGCCCCUCCUCCCAAGAGCACAGAAGUGAGGAGGAGCGUGUGUCUCGACACAGGGAUCACCAUCAUUACGGAAGCGAGAGGUACCGAGAAAGCUCGAGAAGAGAAGGAGUGAGAGACAGACAUCGAGAAAGAAGACACAGAGACAGGAAUGAACAACAUAGAUCCUCACGCAGUGGAAGCAGUAGGAGGCGUCAUGAUAGUGAUGACGCAGAUAGCCACAGGAGACACAGGCACAAACGCUCUAGACACAACCGAGGAAGCCUUGAGCCCAGCGAGGAGUGCAAUGUGGACCAGGAGAACCAGUCAGAGGCCACAGAAUAACUCCAUGACCAGCUGGUGAGCCCGUUUGUGGACCAAUAGGAGGUCUUUAGUAAAAGAUCAUUAGUUUUAUCACCAGUC